AUGGACGGCCCCGAUCAGAUUGGACCAAGUAUAGGUCCCAAACGGACCCUGUCCGACAGACUACGGCGCAUUGUUCGCGCGUUGACAACAAAAGAUGGCCUCGUCGGCGACUACGACUAUGCCCAUCUGUUCAGGCCAAACCUGCCUUUUAUGAAAAAGUCUCGUCGCCGAGCGCCCUUCUUCGGCCUUUAUGAUAAGAUUCCGAUCCUGCUAGCUUUCCUGCUCGGUCUACAGCAUGCGCUGGCCAUGCUUGCGGGAGUAAUCACUCCCCCCCUCAUUAUCGCUGGCUCAGCUAAUUUCGACACCAAAACAACGCAAUAUCUCGUCUCGACAUCCCUGAUCGUCUCGGGAAUUCUGUCCGUGAUCCAGAUUACCCGAUUCGGCAUCUGGAAAACCCCCUACUACAUCGGUACGGGACUGAUCUCCGUCACCGGCACGUCCUUUUCCACCCUGACCGUUGCACAAAACGCGCUGUCGCAGAUGUAUUCAUCGGGCUACUGUCCCACAGACGCCGACGGAAACCAACUCGCCUGUCCACAUGGCUACGGCGCAAUCCUGGGCACAGCAUGUCUCUGCGCACUCCUCGAAAUCGGCCUAUCAUUCAUGCCAAUCAAGCUGCUCAAGCGCAUCUUCCCACCGCUAGUCACCGGUCCUACUGUCCUCCUCAUCGGAGUCAGCUUGAUCGAAAGCGGAUUCGAGGACUGGGCUGGCGGUUCAGGCUCCUGCUUGACCAAUGCUGCGUCUCGAGCUCUGUGUCCUGACGCCGCUGCUCCGCACGCCCUACCCUGGGGCAGCGCGCAGUUCAUCGGUCUCGGAUUCCUCGUGUUCCUGACCAUUAUCCUCUGCGAACGGUUCGGAGCGCCCAUCAUGAAGUCCUGCGCCGUUGUCGUCGGUCUGCUGGUCGGAUGCAUCGUGGCGGCGGCAUGUGGCUAUUUCGACCCUUCUUCCAUCAACGAAGCGCCCGUCGCAUCUUUCAUCUGGGUCGAGACAUUCCCUCUCAAGAUCUACGCGCCUCUCAUCCUCCCCUUCCUCGCACUCUACAUGGUGCUCAUGAUGGAAGCCAUCGGCGACAUCACCGCAACCUGCGACGUAUCGCGCAUCGAAGUCGAGGGCGAGACCUUCGACACUCGCAUCCGCGGUGGUGUGCUCGCCGACGGCUUCAGCGGUCUGCUCGCGGGCCUGUGCACCAUCACGCCCAUGUCGACAUUUGCGCAAAACAACGGCGUUAUCGCGCUGACGCGCUGCGCCAAUCGUAAAGCCGGUUAUUUCUGCUGCUUCUUCCUCAUUAUCAUGGGCGUCUUCUCCAAAUUUGCCGCCGCGCUGGUCGCCAUUCCGUCCCCCGUGCUCGGCGGUAUGACUACGUUCCUAUUUUCGUCCGUGGCCAUCUCCGGUGUUCGUAUCAUUUCGCUCGUGCCCUUUACGCGCCGCAAUCGGUUUAUUUUAACCGCCUCGUUCGCCGUUGGUAUGGGCGCCACGCUUGUGCCGGACUGGUUCUCGUACGUGUUCACGUACUCCGGCAACAACAAGGGGUUGACGGGGCUCAUUGAUGCGAUUGAGCUGGUCAUGACGACUGGCUUUGUCGUUACGGGUUUUAUCGCGCUCAUUUUGAACCUGCUGUUGCCUGAGGAUGACGAGGAUGAGGAUGAGGACACGCAGCUGUUGGAAAGCGAAGGUGCUGAAGAGAACAAGAACACGACUCAGACUGCCGCCGUGACCAUCCCUAUGCCUGAGACUGAGGCUGAUAAUGGAGAAGGGAAGUCAUUGAAGACAGCGUGA
Talaromyces atroroseus is the source of this 1776-nucleotide messenger RNA. Its product is annotated as Purine permease. The transcript has 3 exons. Gene Ontology annotation, cellular component: fungal-type vacuole; membrane. NCBI's taxonomy places the organism in Eukaryota, Fungi, Ascomycota, Eurotiomycetes, Eurotiales, Trichocomaceae. Bases 1 to 1776 code for a protein of 591 amino acids. Gene Ontology annotation, molecular function: xanthine transmembrane transporter activity. The record is from RefSeq and is a predicted model, not a curated record. Gene Ontology annotation, biological process: xanthine transport; transmembrane transport.